Lates calcarifer (barramundi perch) is the source of this 2541-nucleotide messenger RNA. RefSeq names its product G-protein coupled receptor 4. Gene Ontology annotation, biological process: phospholipase C-activating G protein-coupled receptor signaling pathway; positive regulation of Rho protein signal transduction. Gene Ontology annotation, cellular component: membrane. The record is from RefSeq and is a predicted model, not a curated record. The transcript is spliced from 4 exons. Gene Ontology annotation, molecular function: G protein-coupled receptor activity. The coding region runs from base 367 to 1275 and encodes 302 amino acids. Lineage: Eukaryota; Metazoa; Chordata; Actinopteri; Centropomidae.
GCAUUUCACAGUAGGUCAUCAGCUGAUCAAGAGUAGCUCCUCUGUGAUCUUAAAGUGCAGUUAGACUGGAUUUUUGAAUAAUAAUUUUAGAUAAGAUUUACUGCAGGAGAUGCAAGAGAUAGCAUGAAAAAUGCUGCAAUAACUAGCAGGGCUAAAUUGUACAGCCUCUUAUGAAAAUCUUGUUAUUCCCUUUUUUAAAGAGUCGUAAAGAAAACCACUUCUGCUUUCCUUAGAAAGCAAAGAUUAGAUUAUCUGGAACCUUUUUCACGUCAUGUCUUGCCACAUCAGAUAUACUUUAGCAGACUCUGGUAAAGAAAACACACUCAGUUUGUGGUCCUCCAGCUUUCAAAGAUUUCCCACUGAAGAAUGGAAGAUUUCUACAAUAACAACACCUCACAGAACACAAGCAACAUCAACUUCCCCUACAGCAACAUCACAGAGAGCUACGGCUAUAAUAACAACAGCAAUGAAUUCUCUCCUGACGAAAGUUCUCUUUUCAUCAUAUAUGUGGUGACAUGUAUUAUCAUUGGUAUCGGCCUUCCUUUGACCCUUGUAGCCAUCUAUGGUGUUUAUUCUCUGGUGAGAAACGAUCAUGUUGCUCCGAUCUACAUCAUCAACCUCCUCAUUUCUGACCUCAUUCAGUUCUGCUGCAUGAUCGCUCUAGUGACAGAACUUGAGGAUUGGAAAAUCAGAGAAAUCUUCAUUUUUCUGUACUAUUUUGGUCUGUUGGCCAGUGUUGGCUUCAUGGUGUGUGUCGCCCUGGAAAGGUAUUUGGUCAUUGCCUGGCCUCUGUGGUACCGCUUCAGACGAAAUAUCAAGGUCUCUAUAGUGGUCUGUGUUGUGGUCUGGGCUCUGCCUCUUGCAUUUCUCCUCCCUUUAUAUUUCGAAGUUGAUUUUGACAUUUUAAUCAUCGCCGCUGUCUACCUCCUUACUCCCCUGCCCUUGUUCAUAUUCUCCCUGGUUGGGACCCUUAAAGCUCUGUCAGCCAGCCGAGUCUCCUCUGAUGAAAAACGACGAAUUGUAGCAGUUUUGGUUGUGGUGCUACUUACUUACAUGCUGCUGUUCCUGCCCACCACCAUUUGGUGCCUUGAUAAAAAAGUUAGAUAUAAUGAUACUUUAAUUGAUCUGUCUUUCACUUUAAUACAGUUCAGUCCUCUUGCAGACUUGUUUCUGUAUGUUUUCAUUAGGAAAGGAGCUGUAGACAAGAUUUUGGCCUCUCUGUGUUGUUGCAGAAUGGAGAGCAAUGAUAUCAGCAGAUCAACAGUGACUGAAUGAUGACAAUAUAUACACAGUCACUCCAUGUAGGCAGAGGAAGAAAGAAAACAGAAGAAGAGAUGAAGGCAAAUAGACACAUAAUUUAAAAAAAACAAUAAAAAUGAUUCAAUUUAAUGCUUAAUGGAAUAAAACAGGCUUAAACCCAGCCGCUUAAAACAAAAAUAAAUAAAUAAAAAAAUGACCAAUCGCAUUACUAAAAUGCAAUAAACCAGAUAACAAAGAAUGACUUUAAAAUGGCUGAACUCACCAUUUAAAAGGUUCAAGUACAAUAAAACGGAAAGAACAGCCUGGGCGGAGGAAGAGGAGCAGCGGCGCGCACAUAUAAGACAGUUGAACAGGAAACUGAGGGAGGAGCAUGAGGAUUGCGCCGAGUGAAACCGGGCAGCGAGGCAGGAAGUAAGGUCUGAGAGAGGAACGGACGACUGUCAGGGCAGACAUUCCAGAUGGGAGGCUGAUAUUGGAUUCAAUGACUGCUAAAAGAACUGAGUGAAGGAAUGUUUGAAUUGUACCUGUGUGUGUGUGCGUGCGCUCUACCCCUUGCUUGUUCCCUGUGCGUUAGUCUGCACCUGAGGUUCCCUCUCUCCUCAAUGGCACAGCAGCGAGGAAGGGCAGCUCCUCACGUGGAGACCAUACUUGGAGGCCAUACUGUUUACCUCCAGUUCUUCCUCCCAGGACAAAUAGUAGGACAGUGUUACCAAAAAGCUUAUAUGAACAAUGGCAUGGACGCUUUUAAAGGACAGUUGUCAGUGUUUGUUUAAUUUUUCCUGGACGGCUGUUGUUUGUUCCCUGCCCCCCUGCUCACCUGUGGCAACUCCUUGGUUUUACAGAUUUUAAAGGAACCAAGCUUUAAAAAAUAUACCCCACCUUGACAUAAUCACUUAAAGAGCUGACUGCAUAUGGAUGUAACAAGAUCUGUUAAUCUGUCAAUCACCCUUCAUAGCAACACAUCCUCAUCAUGUUAAUAAAGAAUGUGUCCUAUCAGUCAACCAUGCUCAUGUCACUGUCCAUGUACAUGUACAUGAAAUCAAUAGAUUACAUUUUGUCAUCUAUCACAUUUCUCACUGAUGUGAAAGCAGGUUGUAUCAGAUUAACCUACACGAUGGAAAGUGAAGCUAAAGAUGUACCCAGUGCUUUAAAAUGUGACCAUGUAGUUUAUUGUCUUUAUUGAAACAAUGUGAGUUUGUUUUGCCACUCUGUUGCUUUUGUUAUAUUUCUCAUAUUGUGACAGUGUCAGCGUUCUGUAUAAAUAAACCAGAUUUUGUUUCA